ACUAAACUGAUAUUAUCUAUGACUUUAAGUACCGCAUAAGUUGCCACAAAGAUUAAGGCUUAAAUGCCAUUUUCAAUUACCCGGAUUUGGCUGUUUUUAACUUUGACACUCAGCCGGAGCUGAGUAUUAGCGGGAAUUCCAAUACCUGGCCGGGUAUUCAUGCAUCCAUAGAAAAUGCACGUCUAGAUAAAGAGAAUGACUACUGCUGCCAGACCAACGUUUGAACCAGCCCGAGGACGAGAAAAGGACUUGGGAACCCUCUCUAAACAGUAUUCUAGUCGGGACUUACCGGGACACACAAAACUAAAAUACAGACAAACUGGCCAGGCUAGUUCAGAGGAGUUGAGAGGUAAGGAUUUCCGAAGAGAUUUGGAAGAAAGAGAAAGAGCUGUUACCCAUGAAAGAGAAAGUAAACGUAGUAGAGAGGUGGGAUCAAGUGGAACAAAAAAACCAAGACUUGACCAAAUCCCUGCUUCCAAUUUAGAUGCUGAUGAUCCAAUUGAUGAGGAUGAUGAAGAUGAUAGUGGUGAUAGUGAUGAGGAUGAUACUGCUGAGUUAAUGGCUGAGUUAAACAGAAUAAAGAAAGAAAGGGCUCAAGAAGAAGCUAAAAAGGAAGCAGAGAGGAAAGUUCAAGAAGAAAAGAUUCGAAUGGAGAACAUUCUCAGUGGAAAUCCUCUGCUCAAUUCUAAGGCUGACUUUAAGGUUAAGCAUCGCUGGGAUGAUGAUGUAGUUUUUAAGAACUGUGCCAAAGGGGAUCUGGACAGGAAAGAGAAACCUUUCAUUAAUGAUGCUAUUCGUUCAGAAUUCCAUAAGAAGUUCAUGGAAAAAUAUGUAAAAUAAGUGGAAAGAUAAUCUGUGAAUAUAUAUACACUCAAUAUGAUAAACUAUACAGUUCAGUUCUAAAUAUGUUAAAGUAUGUCAUCAUUUCAAAAUCAAUGUCAGUGUUUACUUUUAUGUUUUGUGAUGUCAAUAAAUACUUCUGAUAUUUGUUUUGUAA
This is a messenger RNA of Limulus polyphemus (Atlantic horseshoe crab), 997 nucleotides long. RefSeq names its product spliceosome-associated protein CWC15 homolog (gene c12.1). The record is from RefSeq and is a predicted model, not a curated record. Gene Ontology annotation, biological process: mRNA cis splicing, via spliceosome. Gene Ontology annotation, cellular component: catalytic step 2 spliceosome. The transcript has 6 exons. Gene Ontology annotation, molecular function: RNA binding. Lineage: Eukaryota; Metazoa; Arthropoda; Merostomata; Xiphosura; Limulidae. Bases 196 to 840 code for a protein of 214 amino acids.